AUGUCUGCAGAUAUAUCAGAGGUUCAGCUGCAAGUUCGUUUUAUAACCAAACAAGAGCAGUAUGCAGUUCCAGAUAGUCCGUAUGCUAUUCAAAGUAAUGUCCAGUCGUCGGAAUUGAACACUUUAAUCAACGCGUUGUUGAAAGAAAGCAGCGCGGCGGUAGAAAAAGCAGUUGAGUUUGAUUUCUUGGUGUGCGGAGAGUUACUAUGUACGUCACUAUCAGAGCAUUUACAAGAGAAGGCCGUUUCUACAGAGGAAACCAUAGAAAUUGAAUAUCUUGAGCGGUUUCCUGCACCUGCACCACAGGAUUGUUUGAUGCACGAUGAUUGGGUGUCGACAGUGCAAGCACAUCAGAAUUGGAUACUGUCUGGAAGCUAUGACAACAGUCUUCAUAUUUGGAGUACCAAAGGCCAACAUAAGCUUGCCAUCCCUGGACACACAUCGCCAGUUAAAGCUGUUUGUUGGGUAUCUUUCAAUGGGGAUCAAGCAGUAUUUGCUAGUGGUUCCCAUGAUCAGUCAGCUAUGUUGUGGAUUUGGAACGUGGCUCGAAACUCUGUGGAUUGUGUGGUGACAUGUCGUGGUCACGACAAAGGAGUAGAAUGUCUUGCAGUCUCAGCAGAUGCUACCCGUUUUGUAACUGGCAGUUGGGACAACAACAUAUGUCUAUGGAGUGCUAGUUUAUCAGAUGAAGACAACGUCCCAUCUAAGAAAAGAAGUAAACCAGAACAUGGGAACUCAAGAGAGCCUCUUUCUACAUUAAAAGGUCACAGAGAGGCAGUUUCAGGAGUACAAUGGAUGGAUUUCAAUACAGUACUCUCUAGUGGGUGGGACCACUUGUUGAAAAUAUGGGACUGUGAAUUAGGCGGUAUCAAGCAAGAUGUUGCUGGUAACAAGGCGUUCUUUGAUGCGAAUUGGUCACCAUUAAAUAAUAGCAUCAUAACGGCAUCUGCAGACAGACACAUUAGAUUGUACGACCCUAGAUCAACAGAAAGCAUCGUCAAGACAACAUUCACGUCUCACACAGGAUGGGUGCAGUCCGUGCGCUGGUCCACGACGCGAGACACUUUAUUCUUGUCUGCUGGUUACGACGGACAAGUCAAACUAUGGGAGACUAGAAGCCCCCGCACGCCACUCUACGACUUGAGCGGUCACGAAGACAAAGUACUGUGCUGCGAUUGGUCAAACCCUGCUCUCCUCGUCAGCGGUUCCAGUGAUAACACGCUAAGAAUUUUCAAAGCCAAACACUAUGGCACUGCGUGA
Messenger RNA from Arctia plantaginis, 1260 nucleotides. The record is from the annotation of a GenBank genome assembly. Lineage: Eukaryota; Metazoa; Arthropoda; Insecta; Lepidoptera; Erebidae.